This is a messenger RNA of Onychostoma macrolepis, 2812 nucleotides long. RefSeq names its product 3-hydroxyacyl-CoA dehydratase 1 (gene hacd1). The coding region runs from base 1918 to 2604 and encodes 228 amino acids. The transcript has 5 exons. Gene Ontology annotation, molecular function: 3-hydroxyacyl-CoA dehydratase activity. The record is from RefSeq and is a predicted model, not a curated record. NCBI's taxonomy places the organism in Eukaryota, Metazoa, Chordata, Actinopteri, Cypriniformes, Cyprinidae. Gene Ontology annotation, biological process: sphingolipid biosynthetic process; fatty acid elongation; very long-chain fatty acid biosynthetic process. Gene Ontology annotation, cellular component: endoplasmic reticulum membrane.
ACUUUCAUCAGAGAACAUAACUUUGACCACUCAGCAGCAGUCCGGUCCUUUUUGUCUUUAGCCCAGGCGAGACGCUUCUGACGCUGUCUGUUGUUCAAGAGUGGCAUGACACAAGGAAUGUGACAGCUGACGACAUGAGGAUCGUUCAACAGCACACAUCCGGGAACUGCAGGAAAAGCAGUAGAGUACCGAUCCCUGAUCGCCAUCUGCUGUUAGACGUCCUCACCAGCAGGUGGUGCUAGCGGCUGUCAACGGCUACAUCAACAGGCCAAAGCGCCAUGUGCCAAGAUGGACCAAGCAGUGAGUUGAUUAUCAGCACACUGAGCUCAGUGUUUGUUUGUUUGUUUGUUGUAGAAUGUUAUUUUAGGGCUGUGCAAUUAAUCGAAAUACGGUUUCAAUAAACUAUUAUGAAAAUGCAAGAAUUGAGAUUACACGGUUAUUGCGCCCCAUUUUGCCCCCUUUCUAUCGGUGCGCUUUCACUCCUGCAUAAAAGCCCAAUUUCACUGCAAAUCAGUAAAAUCGUGUAAUGUGCGCGCCCAAACAGCCAAAUACACGCAAAAUGUGUAUUUCACUUAGUGAUUAUUCACGUAAACCCUCAUUAGUUAUGUAAUGAAUGAACGAUAAGAGUUGAGAAUGAAAAUACGUGUGUAACAGUAAAUUGGAUCCGUGCUGCUCCUAAAGUGACAGGGGCCUAUAUUCCUGCUUUCUACUGGGUGCUUAAUAUCAAUCAAACAAAAGACAAAAUCACUUACUGCUCUAGACUGUAAGCUAUAGGACUUUUUGUAGUUUUAAUAAGUAACAAAUGAAGUUUAAUUCUUAAAGGGAAGAUUAUGCUGUUUAGAAUUAGAUUAUUCAUAUUUAUUGUUGCAAUCUCUAAUUAAAUAAUUAAUUUAACGUUUUGGUUAUAUGGCCCACUUAUAAUCGUGUUAAAUAAUUGUGAUAAUGUUGACCAAAAUUAUCGUGAUUAUGAUUUUGGUCAUUUAUUUAACUUUUGUUUGUCUUAUCAGCAAAAGUGAGGUAUUUAACACUCCUUAUUAUAUAUUUCUCUUUAGCGAUUGCUUUUGGAUUAUGUUUUGGAAAGACUUCGUUCACGUUUGGACAGUGCUAUUGGACGUCUGCCCCUUGACAUGGACUACCUAGAGUUUAUGUGCUCGCAAGAAUUGGUCUUUUUAGGUGCUGUUUCCAAUUUAGUUACCAUCCCACGGGAUAUCUUGGAUGGCAUCACAGAACUGCUUAGACUAAUUCAACUCAACCUGUCAAACGAGGAGACACGCUCUCCUACCAGCGUUCUUCAGGAGUCAGGGUCGAUGGGACGGCCACGUCUUGUAAUCUCACCAGAUUACAUCACCAAUCUUCUGGACAUUAACUGUUCUGUUCCAACCAUUGCUAGCAUGAUUGGAGUAAGCACACGCACAAUAUUCAGACGAAUGGCUGAAUGUAACACCUCUGUUCGGGCACGAUAUAGCAGUCUCACAGACGAAGAAUUAGAUGAUUGUGUGACACAAGUAAAACAACACAUGCCUCAUUGCGGAUACAGAAUGAUGAGAGGAGCUCUAAAGGCGCGAGGACAUCUAGUGCAGUUUGACCGGGUCAGGGCUUCAAUGCACCGGGUAGAUACAGUUGGAGUCCUGUCCCGAAUGACACAGAUGGGCUGCGUGGUACGAAGGACCUAUUCAGUUUCCAGUCCUAGGUCAAUAAUGCACAUUGACACAAAUCAUAAAUUGAUCCGGUAAGUUUGACAGGCUUGUUCACUCAUGUGGGCUUUUAAAAACAUUUGUAUAAGUAUUCUUUUUUUAGCUACAAUAUAGUCAUCUUCGGGGGCGUGGAUGGCUUUUCACGAAAGGUAAUGUUCACAAGUUUAGACUCAUAAUGUAUAUUCAGUCAUUUUUUACAUAGUUAUUUCUCUCUUAACAGAUAAUGUACCUUGGUGCUGCCACUAAUAACCUCGCUGCAACUACCUUGUAUUUUUUUCAAGAAGCGGUGGAGACAUUUGGCUUGCCUCUCAGGGUACGAGUUGAUCAGGGGGUUGAGAAUGUGGAUGUGGCUCGCCUUAUGUUUACCAUUCGUGGAACAGAAAGGGGCAGCAUCGUGUCUGGAAAGAGUAUCCUCAAUCAGCGUAUUGAGAGGCUGUGGAGAGACAUCUGGACAUCAGUAACAAAUGUUUACUAUGAUGUUUUACAUAGUUUGGAAGAAGGUGGCCACCUUGACAUUUCCGACCUUACUCACCUCUUCUGUUGCCACUAUGUAUUUCUUCCACGGCUUCAAGAUGAUCUCAGUCUUUUCCGAAACACUUGGGAUAAUCACCCAAUACGCACAGAGGGUUAUAUGACUCCUAACCAGUUGUGGGUGAUGGGAAGUAUCCGCAGUCCUGUACUGGAACCUGACAUAGAGGGAUUGAGCAUACCCCACAUAGACUGGGAGAGUAGUGGCCUGAGUGUUGAUGCACACUCCGGCAUCGUUGUGCCUCCAACUGAAUGUCCCCUGACUGAUGAGCAACUGGAAGUGCUCAGAGAAACUGUAGACCCUAAAGGACCUUCACAGACUUUUGGCUGGGACAUAUAUCUAGCUGCACUUCAGUUUUGCCAAUCAGUUCUUAUGGAAUAAUUGUGACUUUCAUCUUCAUCUUAAUGACUUCUAUCCUUAGCAAUUAAGUAAUACUAACUGGAGAUGACAAUACCUUAAAACAUCAGAAUAAAUAACCUGCUAGUAAGAAUUUGUAGUUUCUUUUAUUAUUUCACAUCUUUUAGUUAAUGAGCAUGCACAAUAGAUUAUACAAAUAUCGAUUCAACAAGAACAGACUAUUGCUAAAAUG